AUGUCUGGCAAGAUAGCCCGCCUCCGCCAGCGACAGGCCGCUUCCACGCCCAUCACGCCCAUCACACCGAUCGAAAGGACACUUGCAGGCAUGGCUGCGCCAACGACUCCCGCGACUUCUUCGCAGCCAGACGGCGGGACGGCCCUCCCACCCUGGGACAGGGUUGUCGACGUCGUCUACCACAAAUAUCGGCACGAGGACCAGCGACGUCCAGGCCUGCGGCUCUCACAGGUCGAGUUUGAGCGAUAUCUCACACGAUUCUGGGCCGACAAUGCCGGCGCGGAAAAGACGAUCAAACGCCCGACCCAGACGUCUACUCUCUUCACGCGCCUGCCCACAGAUGUACGCUUUCGCAUAUGGACACAUCUCGUGCGCAUUGUCCGGCAGGGAGAGCAGGGCGUCGCCCGUCGCUCGGGCACCAAGCCAAUCAGUCUAAACCACCAUCCCAGCUUCAACAGCAGCUUCUGGGACGCAUCGUCAAUGACCCAUUUCGCCAACAUCAUCCGGCCCUUGGAGCCGUGCCUGCGCAGCUCCUUCUCACUCUACGCCGAGGUGCUCGUCACUGUUCUCACAACAAGCACCUUUCAUGUGGUCCUAUCACCCUUUGUCGGCCCGCGACUCAACCCGCUUGCGACUCUGUGGCUCAACAAAUAUGGCGUGUACAUGCGCAGUAUCAUCCUCGAGGUGGACAUGUCGCGCCUCGGGCUCGGCCCCGCGGGCUCUCAGCUGGGCCCCGGCCUGAAUGCUCUCGGCUCUCUUCUUCACGACUUUGGAAUCGCGCAGAUGCAGCGCGACGAAACGCUGCCCCUGGAGAAUCUGGUGCUGAUGUGCCGGCGCUUCUACGGCAAGAGGACAGACGGCGCCGGACCGGCCGCGGUGCCCAGCGAUCAUAGUUCGCAUGCCGCCGGCGCGGAUGCACAGUCAAAGGCGAGUAGCGCCAGCAGCCAUUCAUCCAGCAAGACGGCAUCACCAACAAAAGAGAGGCGCGACGUCGCGGCAUCAGCUCGACCGGCAAAGCUAGACGAGCCACAGAGCCAGCCGCAUCAGGACGGCACCGUCACUGCCAUUGAUUGGCAUGCCGUCAAUGCCACGAGGAAAUCCAGCCUGACCAAGAAGUCUUCACAGGCAACCAUUACCUCUAGCACUUCAACCCAAACAAAAGUCAGCACCAGCACCGGAGCCAAAACGGCCAUCAACCAACCCCCAGCCCCUCUUGCGCGGCAGCCAGAACCCGCACUCGACACAAGCUACUGUCCCGAUGCGUAUCUAUCCGUUUGCAACCACCUAGCCCGUCUGCGCGGCCGGCUCGACUCCCUCCGCCUCGUCGGCUUCGGUGAGCAGUACUCGCACCAGCUCCUCGCCACCCUCUUCCCCGACAUCCGCACGGUGCGUAUUCAGGAGCACUCGUACCGCGUCGCUCCCUCGACGGCUUGGCCACUGCUCCCGGGCCAGGCCGCGUACCUGGACGCCGGUCAGGGGCGCGGCAUCGUUCUCGUCACUAAGGGUGGCGGCGCGGGCCCCCUGCCCCUCAAGGUCAAGGGCCUUCCUCAGGGACCAGUGAUGCCACCGCCGCCCAACAUCAUCCGCGCCGUGGUGCCUCCGUCCGCCUACCCUGUCCGCGUCGAAAGCCUCAGCACACGCGCGCGGCCCGCCACGCCCGUCCCUCCCCUGCCGCAGACCAAGGAACGAUCCGUGCCCACGGGUGAACCGCCGUCCGGCACCGACAGUCGAGAAGGCACACCGCGCUGCGCCAGCGACGCGACCUCGGACCUCGCCGCUACCCCCAAGCCAAAGAACGAGAAAGACGCUUCUCGCCCGUCCAGCAUCGCCGACACGACCGGCAGCGUCAAGCCGGAGCCGCACGUCGCUGUCGCGUCCCCGAUCCGCCGCGGCAGUCUGCUGGUGGAGCCGACGGCCGGUAAGUCGGAGCCGAAGCUCAGCAUCAGGUCCCUGUCACACAAGGGCAGCGCCAGGGGGAGCCUCACCGGCAGCGUUAGGUCGAACCGCAGCGCCGUGUCCUCCUCCCCCGGCGACAGGAGCUCCUGUGGAUCCCCGAAGGACAAAACCAAGAAGCGCGCCAAGGAGCGUGCCGGCGCGAAGGACGCCAAGAAGAUACCCAUGAACAUGGUUUUCCAGUAG
Purpureocillium lilacinum is the source of this 2139-nucleotide messenger RNA. RefSeq lists its product as uncharacterized. Lineage: Eukaryota; Fungi; Ascomycota; Sordariomycetes; Hypocreales; Ophiocordycipitaceae. The record is from RefSeq and is a predicted model, not a curated record.